This is a messenger RNA of Glycine soja, 1359 nucleotides long. RefSeq names its product receptor-like protein kinase ANXUR2. The record is from RefSeq and is a predicted model, not a curated record. Gene Ontology annotation, cellular component: plasma membrane; plasmodesma. The transcript has 3 exons. Bases 184 to 1203 code for a protein of 339 amino acids. Lineage: Eukaryota; Viridiplantae; Streptophyta; Magnoliopsida; Fabales; Fabaceae. Gene Ontology annotation, molecular function: transmembrane receptor protein tyrosine kinase activity; ATP binding. Gene Ontology annotation, biological process: protein autophosphorylation.
UAAAAGGUUCUGUCCAGUAAUACUGUGGCAAGAAUGAAUCAUUGCGGUCAACUCUUUGAUGAGCUUAACAAGAAGCGGACGAGAUAAAGUAACAGAAGCAACAGGCUCCCCUGCGCUGAAUAGAAUAUUUUUGAAGCUUUGUUUCUGCCUUCCCUAUAUCUACAGGUAUCUGAAAUUGGGAAAAUGUUUAUCAAAUAUCUGAGCUUCUGCUGUUCGAAGCAUACAAGUUCAUCUCAGCGACAGUAUCCAACUGUGAUAGAAGAGCUAUGUCAUCAAUUUCUGUUGGCUGAUCUUAGGAAAUCAACCAACAACUUCGAUGAAAACCAAAUAGUUGGAAGUGGAGUCCUUAGUAUUGUGUAUAAAGGUUCUCUCCAACUCAAUGGUGUUACUGAGUGUACAGUUGCAAUGAAGCGAAUAUGUGGGAACACCGAGGAAACACUUAAGCAGUUCAAGAACGAAAUUGAGUUGCUCUGCCAGCUUCGUCAUCCAAACUUGAUGACUCUAUUAGGAUUUUGUGACCACAAAGACGAGAAGAUUGUGGUAUAUGAGUACAUGCCCAAUGGAUCUCUCCAUGAUCGCCUAUACUGUAGUGAUGUGAAAAAGGAACCACUAACAUGGAAGCAUAGGCUAAAGAUAUGCAUAGGAGCAGCACAUGGACUACACUACCUUCACACAGGUGCCAAGCGAACCAUCUUUCAUCGUGACAUAACACCUUAUAAAAUUCUUUUGGAUAGAAACAUGGUGGCCAAACUCUCAGACUUCCGGCUUUCCUUAAAAGGACCGCAUUAUGCAUCAAAGCCAAAACCCAAGACGAUAUCAAAAGACGGCUUUAUAGGUACAUGUGGUUAUGUAGCUCCUGAGAUUUCAGAAAACAAGACAUUAACAGAAAAAUGCGAUGUUUACUCCUUUGGUGUAGUGCUACUAGAAGUAGUAUGCAAAGACAAGCUUAAAAAUGUUGACAAGAGGCAGAAGCACCCUGUUGAGGAGAAUAUUGAUCCGAAUAUCAAAGGCAAGAUUGCACCAGAGUGUUGGGAAGUAUUUAUUGAUAUCACAGAAAGAUGCUUGAAGUUUGAUCCAGAUGAGCGGCCGGCAAUGGGUAAAGUGGAGGUGCAACUUGAGCUUGCUCUGUCAUUGCAGGAAGAAGCAGGUAUGAGAAAUUCUUGUGAUGAUUAUACCCUAUUAUCCAUGACCAUUAUUAAUUAGUCCUACUCCUCAACCAGAGUGCAGCCAAUCCUGCAACAUCUUAGGCCUUCAUUAGUCAUUGCAAAGAAACCAAGGGAGAGAAAAAUAUAAUGAAUGGUUCCUAUUUAGCUAUAGAAGAAAUUUUGAUGGAGAAGCAGGAGAGGAUCCUUACUGGUU